UCACAUGGUAUUAGAGCACAGGUGUUUCUCCUAAGCCUCUGCAUCACACUUUCUUCUCUUGGCAGAUUACUGCAUACCUCGUCCUUACCCAAUACACAGAUUUGACAACACCAACACCUUCGUCUCUUCACGACGAAGCCAACGCCACCAGAUUCAUCAUCAUCUGAGGUCUCACGCGCCUCCACGCGCCACCAGAACAUUAGCCCACGCGCUGCCUCGCUUCAGACGCGCUCUACGCGCCUCCUACACUGACCGGUGCUAUUGUGUGCCACUGCCUCAUCUGCUAACGUGAGCCGCGCAUUUCUGACGUCAGCCGACGUCAGCCCUUCUGCUUCCGUGCGCCGUGUGUCUUCGUCUGCUAACGUGCGCCGCGCCAAUCUAUGCUAACCUGCGCCGCGCAGUUUGACCAGCCGUUGACUAUUUGAUUUUCUGCCUUUCUGGUCAUAUUUUUGGUCCGUUCACUCCUUUUCUAACUAAUUUUGACCAUCUGAAUUCACUGGUAACUUCAGAUUUUUCAGAUUCUACCUCAAUUGUGCUAUUUUUCUCUCAUGGAUCGCCUGGACUCCUCUAAUCACCCUAUUUCCGUUAUUCUUGACGGGACUAAUUAUGUCCUAUGGGCACAAGCUAUGUCUGGCUUUCUCAGAGGAAAGAAACUUUGGCACAUCAUCACUGGGGAUGUACGCAAACCCGUUCAAGAGACCACGGAUUCCGCUGCCACAGACUCCGCCACCAAAUAUGUCGACCGAUUGGAAGAUUGGGAUAUUAAAAACUAUCAGAUCAUCACUUGGUUUCGCAAUACUUCCAUUACAUCUAUCAGCCUCCAGUUUGGUCGGUUCCAACUUGACUCUGCUUCCUCUCCUGCCAAAGCCAUCUGGGAUUUUUUACAAGAACGCUAUCAGACUACUGGCCUUGCUCACCAAUAUCAGCUUCUGAGUCAUCUUCACCGUAUGCGCCAAGAAACAACUCAGAACAUUAAUGAUUUCCUCUCCCAAAUGUAUUAUGUUUGGGAUCAGCUCGCUCUUUCUGAACCUCCAUGGGAUUGUACUACGGAUGCUGCCUUGUUUACUACUUACCGUGACCAACAGCGCUUGGUUCAGUUUCUCAUGGCUCUCACUCCCCGAUUUGAGCCAGUCCGAGCAUCUCUCCUUCAUCGCACUCCUUUACCCACUCUUGAGCAAGCAAUUUCUGAACUCCUGUCAGAGGAAACCAGAUUUGGUACUCUCCAUCCGCACCCUGUGGACUCUGUUCUUGCCACUCCUCAGAUUCGAAGUUCUCCUUCCCCACCUUCACCACAGAAGUCCAAUACCUGCAAUUACUGUUACAACCGCAAUCUUCCGUCAACUCAUCUUCUGGUUCAUUGUCCAGUUCGUCUUUGUCGGUUUUGCAACAAGACUGGCCCUGGUCAUCUCCAGCAAGAUUGCUUCCGCAAUCCCGCCCGUGCCUCUCGCAAUGGUCCUUCCACCGGGAAUUUUUCUCGCAGCCACUCUCACCGUUCUGGGACUCAGUUUAAACCAAUGCCUGCUCAACGCACUGCUGCUGCUGCCUCAGAGGAUUUACCUUCCUCUGUCCCUAUAGACCCUUCCACUCCAGUCUUCUCUCAAACUGAUGUCGAAGCCAUGUUUCAACAUUUUUGGCAGCAUUCCGGUACUCCUCCAUCUACUGCUUUAUCUGCCACCGCAGGACCCUCGGACGGGGCAAACUCUUGGGAUGGGCCGUAAGCAUGGACGUCUCUACGAACU
This is a messenger RNA of Camellia sinensis, 1739 nucleotides long. NCBI's taxonomy places the organism in Eukaryota, Viridiplantae, Streptophyta, Magnoliopsida, Ericales, Theaceae. The record is from RefSeq and is a predicted model, not a curated record.